CCCUUUUUUGACAACGUUUUCGCCAUGGCUUCCACGCAGGAUCUCGAGCUGCGGCUACAGCAGCUUCAAGAGCAACAGCAGCUUAUGUUGCAGCAGCAAGAGCUUCUUCAAGAGCAACAGCAGCUUAUGUUGCAGCAGCAAGAGCAGCUUUAUUUGCGGCUCCAACAGCAGCUUCCUCAGCAACUUCAGGAGCUCCGUCAGCAGCUCCCUCAGCAGCUCACAAGCCCCCCUCCGAGAACCGCCCCGCGGCGGCGUCCAAAGAGCCGCCCUCGCCGUCCCUCUGGCCGCCCUCCCCCACCUACUGAAGCCCAAGUGGAACAAUCAAUCAAGUUCGUAUAUGCCUCUAAGAGAAGUUGGCGGAUGGCUUACUGGCGGUUAUCACAGGAACGAGGUCGGGACUGCUCGGUCGAUGCUGUCACAGGUGCCCUACGCCGGGUCGGCUUGACGAGAUACAUAGCAUGCCAGAAGCCUCUGACCACAGAGCCAACGCAUCAAAGGAGACUCGCCUUUGCUACGCGCUGCCUCGGCUGAAUCCUUAGCGAUUGGAAAGUUAUUCCUCGGCCUGAUGAGACCCGGGCUACCGGGGAAGGCAUACACGCACAUGGUUCACGCACAGACCCGGCGGAGAGCUCGAUCCAACCUGUAGUAUUAAACAGCAUCAGCGGAAGAAGGGAUGGGUGUUCUGGGGCGGCUUUUCUGGGCUCUCAGGCAAGGGCCCUGGGGUCUAUUGGAGGAAGGAUUGGGGCUUGAUAGGAAACUACUAGCUAUAUUGAACAUAUCGUCGCUAUUACUAUGGAUGGCAUCGUCUUCAUCGGAUCAGGAUCA
Ilyonectria robusta is the source of this 825-nucleotide messenger RNA. RefSeq lists its product as uncharacterized. The record is from RefSeq and is a predicted model, not a curated record. The coding region runs from base 25 to 531 and encodes 168 amino acids. NCBI's taxonomy places the organism in Eukaryota, Fungi, Ascomycota, Sordariomycetes, Hypocreales, Nectriaceae. The transcript has 2 exons.